UCUCUCUCUCUCUUGUUCGUCUUUCCCUCAAUUUUGCGGGGAUUUGUCCCCACGUUAUUAUUCCUCAGCAUCAAAAUUCUGAUUAAUCCAACUGUUGUUCCGCAUGUAUGAUACGCAUACCAGAUUUUAAUCGGUGGUUUUUGGGCUUGAUCAAAUAAUAUCACGAGGGAUCGGCGAUUAGUUCGUCAAUUUUUGUGUUUUUUUCAAUAGGAUGUGCGUAGUUCGGGAAUAGAAGGAUACGUAAUUAUAGAAUUAUUUUAGUAUUUCUUGGAUCUGCGAGAACCCUAUUUUGGCUAGUAUAUCGUAUUUUAUUGAGCGAUUUAGUGUGAUCAGCGGUUGAUAUUUGGGAUUUAGGUUAAAAUCGAAGGAAUUCUUAUAGUUGGGGAUUGUUUGAUUCAGCAUAUUGCCAUGGAUCAUAUUGUGGGUGGAAAAUUCAAGCUUGGAAGGAAAAUUGGGAGUGGUUCUUUCGGUGAACUUUAUUUGGGUGUGAACAUACAGAACGGAGAAGAAGUAGCUAUUAAGCUGGAAUCAGUUAAGACAAAAUACCCUCAACUUCACUAUGAGUCAAAAAUUUAUAUGCUUCUACAAGGAGGAAUGGGCAUUCCCAGCUUGAAAUGGUUCGGGGUUGAGAGUGAAUAUAAUGUCAUGGUCAUAGACCUUCUGGGACCGAGUCUGGAAGAUCUAUUUAACUACUGUAACAGGAAGUUCACCUUGAAAACAGUAUUAAUGCUUGCAGAUCAAUUAAUUAACAGAGUUGAAUACACGCACUCAAAAGGAUUUCUGCACCGUGAUAUAAAACCCGACAAUUUUUUGAUGGGCUUGGGGCGCAAAGCGAAUCAGGUUUAUAUCAUUGACUAUGGUCUUGCUAAGAAAUAUAGGGAUCUCCAGACUCAUAAGCACAUACCCUACAGGGAAAACAAGAAUCUCACGGGUACCGCUCGCUAUGCCAGUGUCAAUACACACCUUGGAGUUGAGCAAAGCCGAAGGGAUGAUUUGGAAUCUCUUGGUUAUGUCCUAAUGUAUUUUCUGAGAGGAAGCCUCCCUUGGCAAGGACUUAAAGCUGGUACCAAAAAGCAGAAAUACGACAAAAUCAGUGAGAAGAAAAUGUUGACUCCUGUCGAGGUACUGUGCAAAUCAUGUCCAUCUGAGUUCAUAUCAUAUUUUCACUAUUGCCGAUCGUUAAGAUUUGAGGAUAAGCCAGAUUAUUCUUACUUGAAGAGGCUCUUCAGAGACUUGUUUUCUCGUGAAGGUUACCAACUUGACCAUGUGUUUGAUUGGACUAUAUUGAAGUAUCCCCAAAUUGGUUCGAGUUCCAGACCAAGGAAUCCAACUGUCAAUGCUGUUGCCGGAACCUCUGGUGACCGACCAAGAAGAACAUCAGUGGGUCAAGAUCUUAGAGAGAGAUUCUCGGGCGCAGUUGAAGCUUUUUCAAGAAGAAACACUUCAGCUUCUGGUCGGCCCGUUGAACAUCCCAGACAUAGGACAUUAGAAGAUGUCCCUGCUUCCAAGGAUGUGCAACUCGAUUCAGAAAGAAUCCGCAGUUCACGAAAUGGCAGUUCUUCAAAGAGACCAGCUGUUGCAAGUAGCAGGCCAAGCUCGUCCGGUGAGGCUACUGAUGGUCGUUCUAGUAGAAUGGUGUCUAGCACUGGUCGUUUAUCUACCACACAAAGAAUCCAACCUGGCAUUCUCGAGCCUAAGCCCUCUUCAUUUUCACGUACUGCAAUUACUACUGCUAAAGGUACUUCUCGUGAUGACCCCCUACGAAGCUUCGAGUUCCUUUCAAUCAAGAAGUAAACGGAGGACGGUCUCUUGCAUUAAAAAAAGUCCCGUGUGAAGUAGACAAAUACACCAUCUAUUUUAAGGAAAAUCUUCUUGGCGUUGUCUUAUCUUUGCUCUUGUAAAUGUGAAGUUUGCCGUACUUAUACCACAAUUGGCUUCGACUUUUUUUCUUUUUCUUUUUCUUUUUUUGCUUAGAGUUAUUUCUCUUGGACGCGUUGCAAUGCUCAUCUGAAGGAAUUUGAUGGGCUCUAUAUACACGCGGGAGUUUUUUUUUCCCUCCAUUUUUACGAGACAAUGGUAGAUGUAAUAAUGCUAUCUGUUUAUGGCACCACGCAAGUGAUACCGAAUAGGAGUAUACUAAAUAUGAAAUACCUAAUUGAUUUCAUGACCAUAUAUAGUGCGAGUUCUUUUUGUUUUUG
Erythranthe guttata (spotted monkey flower) is the source of this 2198-nucleotide messenger RNA. RefSeq names its product casein kinase 1-like protein 10. Gene Ontology annotation, molecular function: ATP binding; protein kinase activity. The record is from RefSeq and is a predicted model, not a curated record. Gene Ontology annotation, biological process: protein phosphorylation. Lineage: Eukaryota; Viridiplantae; Streptophyta; Magnoliopsida; Lamiales; Phrymaceae.